CUGGACCCAUUUCAUAGCAUAAAGCAGUUUGUCUGACAACUGGGCUCCUGCAGGCAUCAAACCUGUGACGCUGCCAAAUGACUUAUCACGCGGCCCCACGCAUCAGCUCCGGUGUUACAUUGACUCAUCGUCGUCUGACAUCAUUAGUCAUCAGCGUGAGCGAUGCGUGGAACCAAUGCGUCACUCAACAGGGAGUCAGGUGCACGAGAUUCAAUCUGUGGCAAAAAUAGAUAAAUAAAACAAACCGGUAGCGGGUGUUUGCAAAGUGCGAGGAGAAAUAACAUUGGUUCUUUUCUCCGUCAGUGGAACAUGAUGUGGAAAAAAUGUCCCCGCUGCUUUGAUGGCAAUUAGCUGGCAGAUAUGAGAGACUGUGGUGGGAGGACGGAGGAGUGAGGCGCGCUGCAGCAAACACUCACUGUGAGACGCCACAAUCUGCUGCCGGGUCAAUAUUGUCACGCGGCUGAGAAGUAGUUUGGUCUCUUCUGCACCGAAGGGUUGAAAAACAAGUGUCUGAGGAACGAGUGAACAGAUUCCACUGCUGUGUUUUAUUGUAUUGGAAAAGAAAAGAUUUGUAAAUAACAGUUAGAAAGUUAUAUAUUCAUGAAACAGUUGAUUUUUGCUGUUAACCCAAAGCUUCUCCGGGCACUCGUGUGGGUGUGUGACAGAGGAAUCCACACUUCCUUUCACUCCUCGGUCUCAAAGGUCCUGAAGUGAACUUUGUCACCGCAGAUAGAGGCCGACACUCUUUGCUUUUCAUUUCCGAUCUCUGUAAACUGACAACAACACACGUGGAGCGACUGCAGCGACACAGAAGGACAAACUGCUUCUCGUUGGAAAAGGACAGGUCCGUGCACGAUGGAGGCGUCAGACUGGACUCGUUGUCUCUCUACUGUGGGUGAAUGGGAGUCUCCAGAUUAUGAGCCAUCACUUCCUGUUUCGGAGAAGUCCAAUCCCCUGACGCGGGACAUCGACCGAGCUCCAGCCGCUGGCAUCGUGAGGACGUUACAGGCCUGUGACGCCCAAAUGUUCCAGGAAGAGACAGAGGAAACCUACCAGAGGCUUUUCAGUGACCAAGUGGUGAAAACUGUGAUGGAGGUUGCACAGAGGGUGGAGCUCAUCCUCAAGGAUCCUCGGGGCAGCCUCGUUGUCCUGAGUGGAUGUGGGACUUCUGGUCGAAUGGCUUUUCUCACGGCGUCAAGCUUCAACAGAGAGCUUCAGAGGCUGAACCAGGGUUUGGUCUACUCCUACAUCAUCGCAGGAGGAGACAGAGCUUUACUUUCCUCACAUGAAGCUCCUGAGGAUGACCCCAUGUUGGGCAUGCUCAGUCUGAAGAAGGUGUGUGAGGGAAAGAAGCGAGUCUUGUUCAUCGGCAUUUCCUGUGGAUUAUCAGCUCCCUUUGUGGCAGGUCAGCUGGAUCUCUGCCUGCAGCACCCAGAGAUCUACACUCCUGUGCUGCUCGGCUUCAACCCUGUGCAUCAAGCCAAGGAUGAGCCCAUACCCGGCUGCACAUUCACAUUUGGCAGUGUGGUUGGACGGAUGCAGGAUCUAGUCAAAACUCGAGAGGCCUUCCUCGUCAACCCGGCGGUCGGGCCCGAAGCCAUCAGCGGCUCCUCCAGGAUGAAGGGUGGCAGCGCUACUAAGAUCCUCCUGGACGUUAUCUUGUCUGCUGCUCAUGCUGCGACCUUCACCAACACGCCCGUCACACACAAGGGAAUCGUGCAGCACAUGAGAGAAUAUGAGAAAACUGUGGAUGUCACAUACGCUCAGAGCGAAGGGAUAAGUGCUCUGGUGGAAGCGGCUGGACUCAGUUUGCGGUGUGGAAGGCUUGUGUGUUACCUGGGCUGGGGCUCCCUGGCUGUGCUGGGCCUCAUCGAUGCCAGUGAGUGUAACCCCACGUUCGGAGCAGACUCUGAAGAUAUCCGCGGCUUCGUGAGUGGAGGAUUCGAGCAGCUGCACAACAAUGAAGGUCCCUUAACGUCACUGGGUCGUCAGUUCUGCAUCUCACACCAGGAUUUCCAACGUUUGGUUCUGCCUCACCUCAGUGACCAGGACACUGUUCUCCUUCUCUACACCCACUGCGACGAUGUCGGUGACGUGGUGAAAGUGGCCCGAGCGGUGAGAGCGAGGACGUCCAACCUCCACGCUGUUUAUCACCACACUGAUGGAGACACUGCUGCUGCUGGACAACAAGAUGACAUCAAUAAGCUGUGUUUAUCUACACUGAAAAUCACUUGGCCGUCAUCUGCCUCUGAGAGCUUAGUUCACAUGCAGUGGGAGCUGUCCACCAAGCUGGUGCUGAACGCUGUGAGCACCGGAGCUCACAUCCUAAAGGGGAAGAUUUACCAGAACCACAUGAUCGACGUGCAGGUCACCAACAGCAAACUGUACCGCAGAGCCACACGUCUACUCCAGAAACUGUCUGGUCGUCCUGAGUCCAGGUGCGAGGAGUUUCUCUUGAGGGCAAUCUACCGAGCUGACGAGCUGACAGGUGACAUCACAUCCUCUGACAUCACCGCUCAAACCAACGCAGCCAGAGACAGGACCACGGUUGUCCCCCUGGCUUUGGUCUGCCUGCUGACUGGCUGCUCUGUCUCGGAGGCGGAGGCUCAUUUGGAACAACAGCCAAUCAUAAGGGAGGCAGUGGAGGCGUGUCUCUCAUGAUUGACAUCCUCCUCACACACAAACAGGACAUUCACGUAUGGAGAGAAUCCCCUCUUUUCCCUGUACAGAGGUCAGAGGUCAACUUUAAUGUCCGUCUCAGAUGCACAGACCUGCUCCAACAGUUUGAACUCCCUCACCUCCUAAAUGUAAAACCAUGGCUCACCACUAAGGGGCAGAGUUUCACACACAAACCUGCACAUGUACUGUAUCAGAGAAUAUUGUGCAUGCAGUAAAAUUGGAAAAAUUACAGUAAAACAUGUUUAUUUUAAUGACUGACCAGCUAAAAAAGCAGUUUAAAAACACAAGUAUGUUUGUUAUUCUGUUUAAUUUAACCACUGGUUGAUGAUGCUGUUUAAAAAGCAGAAAUAAACCCACUACAUAACAUCACAUUCAAAGGUUCAUGUGGUUUUCUGGAGGUACAGGCUGAGCCGCGUGAUGUAAGUCAACCUCAAUCCCUCCGUGGCUCAAACACACACACACACACACACACACACACACAUACACACACAUGGGCACACUCACAGGUACUGGAUUAGUGUGACAUGUGAGUGUAUCUUGAGAGCUGUUGAGCAGCUUUGGAAGCACAUUUGGAGCGGAGCCGAGCACAGUGGGGGGGAAACAGAGCACAGGAGGCUCAGGACGGUAAACUGAACAUCAGACGUGGAUCAGAAAGCACGACCACGUAAUUCUCAAACAUUUAUAUGUAUACGUCUCGAAGACAUCGAUAAAACCAGAGCUGCUGUUCAGGUUUUAAAAGAUCAGAGCAACAUCUGUCAUCAGAAUCAGAA
Molecule: messenger RNA, 3449 nt
Organism: Platichthys flesus (European flounder)
Lineage: Eukaryota; Metazoa; Chordata; Actinopteri; Pleuronectiformes; Pleuronectidae
Gene: gckr
Product: glucokinase (hexokinase 4) regulator
Exons: 19
Coding region: 856-2661 (601 amino acids)
Biological process (GO): carbohydrate derivative metabolic process; glucose homeostasis; response to fructose
Cellular component (GO): nucleoplasm; cytosol; mitochondrion
Molecular function (GO): enzyme binding; enzyme inhibitor activity; carbohydrate binding
Source: RefSeq, a predicted model, not a curated record